AUGUACCUAAUCACACUGUUUGGUAACCUUCUCAUCACCUUGGCCAUCAGCUCAGACUCCCACCUUCAUACACCCAUGUACUUCUUCAUCUCCAACCUGUCUUUGGUAGACAUCUGUUUCACCUCCACCAGCGUCCCAAAGAUGCUAUGGAACAUCCAGACACAGAGUAAAGCCAUAACCUACGGAGGUUGUAUCACCCAGUUGCAUUUUUUCGCGUUAUUUGCAGGACUGGAGACCUCCCUGCUCACCGUGAUGGCCUAUGACAGGUAUGUGGCCAUCUGUCAACCCCUGCACUACAUGGUCAUCAUGAACCCCCGGCUCUGUGGACUGCUGGUUCUGCUGUCCUGGCUCUUGGUUGUCUCCCUUUUUUAUGGAACAAGCCUAGUAGUGUACCUCAGCUCUGCUGUUACCCAAAGCUCACACUCAAGUGCAACAGCCUCAGUGAUGUACACCGUGGUCACACCCAUGCUGAACCCCUUCAUCUACAGUCUAAGGAACAAAGACCUAAAGAGGGCUCUGAAAAGAAUGCUUGGGAUGGCAGCUAUGAAAGGACAGCUUGUUCUAGGGCUGAAGAAAUGCACAUGA
This is a messenger RNA of Myotis daubentonii (Daubenton's bat), 585 nucleotides long. RefSeq names its product olfactory receptor 7D4-like. Gene Ontology annotation, biological process: G protein-coupled receptor signaling pathway. NCBI's taxonomy places the organism in Eukaryota, Metazoa, Chordata, Mammalia, Chiroptera, Vespertilionidae. Gene Ontology annotation, cellular component: membrane. Gene Ontology annotation, molecular function: olfactory receptor activity; G protein-coupled receptor activity. The transcript has 2 exons. The coding region runs from base 1 to 585 and encodes 194 amino acids. The record is from RefSeq and is a predicted model, not a curated record.